AUGGUUACAGAAACGAAAGUGAAGUACCAAGGGUACGUCUUCGGCAAACUACGAUUGUGUCCCGAAGUUUAUGAAGCUAUUCAGAAUCUUGAUCUUUGUCGGAGUUGGAUGGGCACAGUGAACCACAAAGGUUACAAAAAGCUACCCCCUGCUCCAUUAUCGUUGAACGAAAUUGAAGUAGAAAAUUUUGGACUGGAGGAGUGGGAAGGGUUGGAAGAGGAGGAAGAAGAAGAUCCUGACGCCGUGAUCGUUGACAACGCCGACGAAGACGUCAAGCCAAAUUACGACGUGGAAGCUCUGGAAGUAUAUCUUGGGCUACGCGUGGACGAUAUGGUAAAGGUAACCAAGAAGAACAAAUUUUUCGACGAAGACGGUAUCGUACGACGACUUAAGGAGGGCCAGAUUUUCGUUCGGUUUUAUACAUAUGGAACGAUGUUUGAAGAGUGGUUGGAUCCUGGCGAUGUCCGAAAGCUUACCAACGACGAGGUGGUACGCGGACUCUCUGGUCCAUCCCAACCCAUAACUCAACAGGAUUUUGACGGCCCCGAUCGAAAUCCGAGGAACUUCGAUGAGCGUCGCCCUGGAAGCUUGCGAAACACGUUGAUGAGCAGCACGGAUGGCGGAUCCCGCAAUCGCCGUCAGGACCGAACGCAGCGUAGUCACGGACAAGAACGCGAUAGAUUUGGUAGAUCAAAUCAAGAACUUGCUCGAGAGGAUCGCAACUGGGAAUGGUACAAGGAUCAGAAAAAAGAGAAGCAAACAGACGCAGCUGAUAGUGACUGGAGCAUGCGCGCUCAGACUCAACGGGGUCGUGAUAGUCAAUGGGCGGAACGUGAUGUCGAUAGCCAGUGGGGCCGCAAACCUCAGCGUCCAGAAAGACGGGAAUCUCAAACGCAGAGAAAACGACAAGAAAACCGAAGAGCAGAGUCUGCUAUCGAGGGUAAUGAUGACUGGAGUACCUUCGUUUCUCCAUCAAGGGGCUCAUCAUCGAGUGCUCCAGCCGUUGAAGAAGACGAUUUUUUUGUCUCCCUAAUGACAGACUUGUCCAAGGAUUUGGGAUCAGACCAAAGCUCUAAGUCAUCCGCAUCUGCUGGGUCGAAACAUUCAGACAAUACCUCGGACGAAGACGACUUUUUCGCGUCGUUAAUGUCAGAAAUCGAGGACAAAGAAGAAGUUUCUUCCCUUCCUCCUCCCAAGAAGAUUGGUACGCCAAAACAAAAGACUUCCUCCCCAGAUGACGAAUUCUUUGCUUCGUUAGAAGCGGAGCUCGGUAAAGCCGUCGAGGAGAGGCCGGAGAAGGAAACAGACGACGCCGAGGAUUUCUUCGCCAGGCUUGAAGCCGAGAUCGCCCCUACGCUGGAUCCGCCACUACCGAAUUUCAGAGGUGAUGGUACGAAUCAUUCAGAGAAAGCACCUACGAAUUCAUCUCCACCUCCAUUGCAGAGUGUAAGUAAACGCUCGUCAUUGAGAUCUGAUGAUCUUGGCAAAAAGACGAUGCCUGCUCUGAAAGAAAUGUUGAAGGAGCGCGGCCUCAAGGUUUCCGGGAAGAAGGCUGAGCUGAUCGACCGGCUACAACAUGGAUCCUAA
Molecule: messenger RNA, 1587 nt
Organism: Phaeodactylum tricornutum CCAP 1055/1
Lineage: Eukaryota; Bacillariophyta; Bacillariophyceae; Surirellales; Neidiaceae
Exons: 1
Coding region: 1-1587 (528 amino acids)
Source: RefSeq, a predicted model, not a curated record